GGAUUGUAUAAGAUAAUAAAUGAAAAAGUAAGCGAGAUUUGUAAGAGUAGCUGAUCAGUAAGCUUUGCCAGGCAACUUGAUCUCUACUACCGCGCAUUUCCAUUUACGGCUGUACACAAAAUUUGCAACACAGUAUAAAAGGCGUGGCCGAUUAUUUUGCCUUAACCUCGGCCAGUAAAAAAUGUCUUCGAAUUCAGUCCUUUCAAAAGCAGAGACCUUUGCUUCGUCCACACUUUCUCAACUUCUCGAAUAUCAAAAGUACGCUGGAAAUCUCUCUAUUGUUGAGCUGAAGAAACAUGUGAAGCUCGGUCACGUAGCUGUAGCGGUCGCUUUGCUCGUAGCGUCCAGCAUUUACAAGUCCUUAUCGUAUCCGAAAAAGCUCGCCCACAUAGCGCAUGUACCUGCCAGAAAGAACAUAAGAUCCUUUAUCAAAGGUGAAACAAAUGUCGACCGAGCCAAGCAACUUUUUAUACCUUUGUGUCUUGAAACGAAAGGUUUGGUUGCAAAAUAUGCUCAAUUCGGAUGGGAAGUUGCAGUCAUCAGCCCAGAAUCUGCGAGGACGGUUUUCCGUAAUCCAGAUAUCUUUCAAAAGACGGAGAGCUUGAGCUUGUUAGAUCCUCAAACCCUUUCUAUCCGCUUCUUGGGCAGUACCAACCUAGCUCUUGCUAAUGGAGAGGAUUGGAAGAGACGUAGAAAGAUUGCCAAUCCGGCAUUCCAUCGAUCCAUGCCUGUGAAGGCAUUUGUUGAUUUGACCGGCACUCUUCUCCAACAGAUCGACACCAUGAAGGGUCCUAUUGAUGUUCAACCCUUGCUACAAAGGUUUACCUUGGACGUUAUUGGACGCGUGGGCUUUGGCUUCGAGUUCAACGCUACUAGAGCUCCCGAUGGCGAUUGGGUACACACUUAUAACGAGGUUUCAGACAACCUCUUGCAGUUUCCUUACAUCUUCUUCCCAAUUUUGGAUACACGCUUUCGGUUCUUGUUUCCUCGUCGCAUGGAAAAGCAUGCGAAACUGACCGUGCUUAACAACCUUUUUAACACGGUGAUCAGGAACAAGAGAGAGAAUCUUCAAAAGUUGAAUGGAGAAAUUGAGGAUUCAGAAAAGGACCUUUUGUCUUUGUUGAUCGAAUCUGGACGAGGAGAAAACGAUAACUAUGAACCAUUGACCGAUGAGGAGCUUCGCAGCGAGCUGGUCUUAUUUUUCUUUGCUGGGCAUGAUACUACUGCUAAUUCGCUGGCAUCUACACUUUAUUUCUUGGCUGCAAACACAGCUAUUCAAGAUAAGGCGAGACAAGAGACUUUGGAGCUGUUAGGUGACGAACCUCAUGAUGCAUCACCGAACAACGAGCAAUUGAAGAAUAUGCAUUAUCUGACCCGCGUAAUCAAAGAGUCAGCUCGCAUGUCGCCACCGGCAUCCGCUACCAUUCACCGACGAGCGGCUCAGGAUACUGAAAUUUCUGGCCUGUUCAUCCCCAAGGAAACGUUGAUAGUUGUCGAUAUUAUUGCCAACCACUACAACCCUGCAUACUGGAAAAAUCCUAAUGUCUUUGACCCUGAUCGAUUUUUGGAAGGAGGUGAAGCCGAUCAACAAUCGCCAUUUUCGUCAUAUAUGCCUUUUGGUGGAGGAGUUCGACAAUGUAUCGGCAUGAAUUUUAGUUUGGCUGAACAACGUGUUGCGCUAUCUGCCAUACUGAAGAAGUAUGAGCUUAGCAUUCCUGAAGGUUCAAUUCACAAGGACAGUCUACAGUUCGGAAACCAUUUGUUUACUCUAGCGCCUAAGGACCUGGCUAUCAACUUUACAAAACGGUAUUAAGUAUUCAUAUAUUCAAUGCAUUAAAUAAAACCAC
This is a messenger RNA of Umbelopsis ramanniana AG, 1847 nucleotides long. RefSeq lists its product as uncharacterized. Lineage: Eukaryota; Fungi; Mucoromycota; Umbelopsidomycetes; Umbelopsidales; Umbelopsidaceae. The coding region runs from base 182 to 1813 and encodes 543 amino acids. The transcript has 8 exons. The record is from RefSeq and is a predicted model, not a curated record. Gene Ontology annotation, molecular function: iron ion binding; monooxygenase activity; heme binding.